GAAGUCGAACACAUCUAAACUAUUUCUGUCAGUCACAAUACCUGCAUCUUUACCUUUCGCCAUUUACACCUGAAAACAUUUACACCUUUAACUUCUUUAAAACAGAAAUCUUGAGUAUCAAAGUGUCUACUUACGUUUAAAGACGCUUACGUUUAGCCUACUUAAUGUUAACUUUGACUCGAGUAUCCAGAAACAUUUCCAUUGAGAUUCAUCAGAUCCAUUCAGAGUCUGCUGAGGUGAUCAGAUUCAUCAGUGGAGAUCAGACUGAUGUGACUGAAUGAUUCAUGGAUGAUUCACAGACAUUCAGAGAUGGAGAUGAUUCUCCAGGACUCAGAUCAGUCCAUCAGAAGAUAUUAGACUCACCUGAGAUGAGCUGUCUGUCCAUGAAGAGUGACAGGUCUAUGACUGCACCAACAAAUUUUAAAGGUGAAGAUACAUCGCCUGAUCAGAGGUCAAUAAAGUUGUCUGGAUCAGACUCAACAGAUCAGAUCAGAGUGUCUUUGAGUGAUCAGACUAUAAAUGUUCAACAGUCCAAUAAAAGAGACUCUCAUAGUUUCAGUUAUGAAUGUAAGUUUGCUGAAGUUCAAAGCACAUUCAGAUCAAAUCUGAGGAAGAAGUUUGAAUGUUUGUAUGAGGUAACAUCAAAUAAGAGAAACCCAACACUACUGAAUGAGAUCUACACAGAGCUGUACAUCACAGAGAGUGAAAGUGGAGAGAUCAGUAAUGAACAUGAGGUGAGACAGAUUGAGACACAAUCCAGAAGAACAACAACAGAGGAGACACCAAUCAAAUGUAAGGACAUCUUUAAACCUUUACCUGAACAAGACAAACACAUCAGAAGUGUGCUGACAAAAGGAGUCGCUGGCAUUGGAAAAACAGUCUCUGUACAGAAGUUCAUUCUGGACUGGGCUGAAGAGAAAGAGAAUCAGGACGUCCACCUCAUAUUUCCACUUCCUUUCAGAGAGAUUAAUCUGAUGAAAGACAAACAACUCAGUCUUUUAGAUCUUCUUCAUCUUUUCUUCCCAGAAACAAAAGAAAUGGAAAUCUCCAGUGAAGAAUAUAAAGUGUUGUUCAUCUUUGAUGGUUUGGAUGAGUGUCGUCUGUCUCUGGAUUUUCACAGCAGUGUGAGGUUGUGUGAUGUAAGUGAAUCAACCUCAGUGGACGUGAUGCUGAUAAACCUUAUCAAGGGGAAUCUGUUUCCAUCUGCUCUCAUCUGGAUCACCUCCAGACCAGCAGCAGCUGAUCUCAUCCCAUCUGAAUGUGUUGAUCGAGUCACAGAGGUACGAGGCUUCAGUGAUCCACAGAAGGAGGAAUACUUCAGGAAAAGAAUCAGUGAUGAGAGUCUGUCUGAUCAAAUCAUCUCACAUCUGAAGUCAUCCAGGAGUCUCUACAUCAUGUGUCACAUCCCAGUCUUCUGCUGGAUUUCAGUCACUGUUCUAGAGAGAAUGUUGAGUGAAGCAGAGAGUCAAGAGAUCCCCAAAACUCUCACUGAAAUGUACACACAUUUCCUGAUCAUUCAGAUAAACAUCAAACAUCAGAAGGACUAUGAGAAGAAAGUCAAGGAUGAAGAUAUGAUCUUUAAACUGGGGAAACUGGCUUUUGAGCAGCUUGUGAAAGGCAAUCUGAUCUUCUAUGAUGAAGACCUGAGAGAUUGUGGCAUUAAUGUAGCAGAAGCUUCAGUUUACUCAGGAUUGUGUACUCAGAUCUUCAGAGAGGAGUUUGGUUUGUAUCAGAGGAAAGUUUACUGCUUUGUUCAUCUCAGCGUCCAGGAACAUCUAGCAGCUCUUUAUGCUCACCUCUCCUUCACAAACUACAACAGAAAUGUGUUUAAUCAAAACCCAGCACUUGAUCAGUUUAACAAAGUGUUGGACAUAAAGAAACAUAAAUCAUUAGAACACAUUUUAUUAUCUAAGUUCCAUCAGCGAGCUGUAGAUGAAGCUUUAAAGAGUAAGAAUGGACAUCUAGAUCUUUUUCUGCGUUUUCUUCUGGGUCUUUCACUGAAGUCCAAUCAAAUUCUUGUACAGGAUCUACUGACACAGAUGGGAAAAUUCUCCUACAAGAAAGAGGAAACUGUUGAGUACAUUAAACAAAAGCUCAAUGAGAAUCUGUCUACAGAGAAAUCAAUCACUCUGAUUCACUGUCUGAAUGAACUGGGUGAUGAUUCACUGGUGAAGGAGAUUCAAGAUUAUGUAAAAUCUAGUUCAGUAGGAAAUUUCAGUCUCUCCUCUUCACAGUGGGCAGCUUUAGUUUUUGUGUUAUUGAUGUCUGAGCAGAAUUUGGAUGAACUUAAUCUCAAUACAUUUAUUGGUCAUGCAAAUAAAGCAGAGGAAGUUCUUGUGAGACUACAACCUGUGAUCAAAGAAUCCAAAAAAGUUCAAUUGUGUAAUUGUGCUAUCACAGAAGAAGGUUGUGCUGCUUUGAAUUCAGCUCUGAGAUCAAACCCAUCACACCUGAGAGAUCUAAACCUGAGCUGGAAUGAUCUAAGAGAUUUAGGAGUAAAGCUGAUCUCUCUUGGACUGAGGAAUCCUCACUGUAAACUGGAGCUACUAAAGUUGGAUCAUUGUUAUUUCACAGUUGAGGGUUGUGUUGCUCUUACUUCAGCUCUGACAUCAAACCCAUCACACUUGAGACAUCUGGAUCUGUCUUAUAAUAAUAUAAAAGAUUCAGGAGUAAAGCUGCUCUCUACUGUUCUGAAGGAUCCUGACUGUAAACUGAAAACACUUGAGUUGAGUUAUUGUGGUGUCACAUAUGAAGGUUGUGCUGAUCUUACAAAAGCUCUGAAAUCAAACCCAUCACACCUGACAGAACUGAAUCUGUCCUGGAAUAAUCUUGGAGAUAUAGGAGUGAAGUUGAUUUCUGUCGGACUGGAGAGACCUCACUAUAAACUGGAGAAACUGAAGUUGGAGCAUUGUUAUAUCACAGAUGAAGGUUGUGAAGCUCUUAGUUUAGCUCUGACACCAAACCCAUCAUAUCUAAGACAUCUGAAUCUGUCUUCUAAUUAUCUUGGAGAUUCAGGAUUAAAGCGACUCUCUGCUCGACUGAAGAAUCCUGCCUGUAAACUGAAGACACUUGACUUGAAAUUUUGUGAUAUCACAUCUGAAGGUUGUGUUGAUCUGAGUUCAGCUCUAAGAUCAAACCCAUCACACCUGACAGAACUGAAUCUGUCAUUUAAUAAUCUUGGAGAUUCAGGAGUGAAGCUGAUCUCUGAUGUACUGAAGAAUCCUGACUGUAAACUUAAAAAACUGGACUUGAGUUAUUGUGGUAUCACAGCUGAAGGUUGGGCUGCUCUGGAUUCAGCUCAGAAAUCAAACCCAUCAUCACAACAGACAAUUCUGGACCUCUCUGGAAAUAAUAUGACAUAUUGUAAACCUAAAGUUGAUUCCUAUUAGACCAGUGGUUCUCAAACUGGGGUCCGGGGCCCCCAGGGGGGCCGCGAGAUGGCGCCAGGGGGGCCCCAAUAAGAUUUUAAUCAUUGGAGUACCUGCGAUCCCUAGCAAUGAUCUGAUGGUUGACUGUGUCUGUGAAUAUAGUGUGUGUGUAGGCCUAUGAAACAAUUAUCACCCAAUACAAGCACACAUAACACUGUUGGAUUUAAUCUUUAUGAUAAAGUGGAUAUGGAGUGAAAAUAUGUGUAUGUGGCAUUUAUUUAUAAUCAUUCGUCAGACAUUUACUUCUUCAAACUCACUUAAAUUCAUGACCUCACCAUCUGUGUCACCUAUUCCUUUUGUUUCCAGAAUGUAAUGCAAAUCAACAUGAUUGUGCUGUUUUUGCAAUAUAAUCAAUGAAGGACAGUUAGUCAUCAAAGACUACGCUGAGGUUUCUGGCAGUUUUGGAAGAAGUAAUGGUUGUGUUGCCAAGUUGAAUGGAUAGGUUAAACUGUAUCUUUGGUUGUGCCACAGCUCGGUUUUCACUAGGUUCAGCUGUAAGUUUUUUUAUCCACGCAGAGAUGUCUUCUAAGCAGGCUGUAAUGAUGGGGUCAUCUGGUUGAAAUGAGAAGAUAAUCUGGGUGCCGUCAGCAUAGCAGUUGUAGGAGAAUGUUGUGUAGAUGCAGAAAAGGAGUGGACCAAGGACUGAUUCCUGAGGGUCCCCAGUGACCAUCUGGGGAGCUGUGCACAACACUCUGAAAGAUCUAUUGGCGUAAUAAGAUUUUAAUCAUUGGAGUACCUGUGAUCCCUAGCAAUGAUCUGAUGGUUGACUGUGUCUGUGAAUAUUGUGUGUGUGUGCGUGUCUCUGUGUGUGUUUGUUUUCCGUAUGUGUGUUUGCACUAAUGUUACAUCAUGAAUAAUUAAUUGUGAUUAUUUAAAAUCCUUUUUUGAUUUUAAUUUUUUGAGAUCUAAGAGUAAACAUUUUAAUCUCUGCAUCUGGAAAUGAUAGACCUUGAGAUGAUUCUGGCUGAAUAAUUAACAUAUGUGACCCUGGACCACAAAGCUUCAAAUAAAUAAAUAAAAUUGAAUUGAAUUGACCCUGGACCACAAAGCUAAUCAUAUGGGUAAUUUUUUGUAAUUGAGAUUAUUAUAUACCGGUAAUAGGAUAUUUAGAAAAUCACAUUUAAAGAACACAAUCCAAAUGAAGUAUACAUUUUACAAUGAUAAUGUUUGUUUUAGCGUUCUCUACUUCCUGUAAACAUCAGCAUUGCAAAAUGUGUCUGAAACUGCAGAAUAUAGUCAGAAUAUAGAAUUAAUGUACAUAAAUGAUCAAGCAGAGGGAGACUAGAAGAUUUCUGUAUUGUUUGUUAUAUGGAAAUGUGAAUGAAAUAAUAAUGUUUAAUAAAGACAUUUUAGAAGA
Molecule: messenger RNA, 4785 nt
Organism: Misgurnus anguillicaudatus (oriental weatherfish)
Lineage: Eukaryota; Metazoa; Chordata; Actinopteri; Cypriniformes; Cobitidae
Source: RefSeq, a predicted model, not a curated record